Molecule: messenger RNA, 702 nt
Organism: Arvicanthis niloticus (Nile rat)
Lineage: Eukaryota; Metazoa; Chordata; Mammalia; Rodentia; Muridae
Gene: Myl11
Product: myosin light chain 11
Molecular function (GO): calcium ion binding
Source: RefSeq, a predicted model, not a curated record
CCGGGGCAGGACUAUAUAACCCCAGAAGAGCUGCUCCAAGCACAUUCUCCUCCUCUUUUCCAUCUGGAGCUACUGCCUUGCCCCCAGGAGACCUAAGACAUGGCACCCAAGAAGGCCAAGAGAAGGGCAGCAGCAGAAGGGAGCUCCAAUGUCUUCUCCAUGUUUGACCAGACUCAGAUCCAGGAGUUCAAGGAGGCUUUCACUGUAAUUGAUCAGAACAGAGAUGGCAUUAUUGACAAGGAGGAUCUUCGGGACACCUUUGCGGCCAUGGGCCGUCUCAAUGUAAAGAAUGAGGAACUGGACGCUAUGAUGAAGGAAGCCAGUGGACCCAUCAACUUCACUGUCUUCCUGACCAUGUUUGGGGAAAAGCUUAAGGGUGCGGACCCUGAGGAUGUGAUCACUGGAGCCUUCAAGGUCCUGGACCCAGAAGGGAAGGGCACCAUCAAAAAGCAGUUCUUGGAGGAGCUGCUUACCACGCAGUGUGACCGAUUUUCCCAGGAGGAGAUCAAGAACAUGUGGGCAGCCUUUCCCCCAGAUGUGGGCGGCAACGUGGACUACAAGAACAUCUGCUAUGUCAUCACACAUGGUGACGCUAAGGACCAGGAAUAGGGGACCCAAGGUCUCAGAAGACCUAGAUAGGCUUAUAGCCGCUCCAACUCUCACCCUGACCCCCAAUAAAAGUCAACUGGUCUUUGUUUCUUA